Messenger RNA from Lolium perenne, 1105 nucleotides. RefSeq lists its product as uncharacterized. The record is from RefSeq and is a predicted model, not a curated record. NCBI's taxonomy places the organism in Eukaryota, Viridiplantae, Streptophyta, Magnoliopsida, Poales, Poaceae.
UGCCAACAACACUCACUUGCAUUCCAAAAAAGGUUUCUUGCAUACACGUAUUUAGAACACCAGAACUUAAUCCAUGGCGAAAUGUUGGCUGCUGCUGCUCUUCUUGGUGUUCCUCUUGCUGGCCAUGAGCGCGACGUCGUGCCACCUGGAUGACCUCCGCGCGCUGCGGGGCUUUGUCGGGAACCUCAAUGGCGGGGGUGCCCUUCUCCGUGGAACAUGGUCUGGCUCCUCAUGCUGCGAUUGGGAAGGUGUGGGCUGCGAUGGUACAAGCGGCCGCGUCACGGCGUUGCGGCUUCCGAUUAGCCUCGAGGACUGCGGUAAGCUCAAGUCGCUCAACCUUGCCAACGAAAGAUUGGUUGGCACCAUCCCGUCGUGGAUUGGUGAGCUUGACCACCAUUGCUACUUGGUUCUCUCGGAUAAUUCAUUGGUUGGUAAGGCACCCAAUAGUUUGCAGAUAAGACUCAAGGGCCUCGCCACCGCUGGUCGUUCACUAGGUAUGGCUUUCGCUAACAUGCCAUUGCAUGUGAAGGGGAACCGAAGAACCCUCGACGAACAAACAAAUACAAUACAUGGGACCAACAACACUGUUAGAUCUGGGAACGACAAUGCUGUUUCUGGGAACGACAACACUGUCAUAUGUGGGAACAACAACACUGUGUCUGGGAGCAACAACACCAUUGCAUCUGGCAGUGACAAUAUCGUAACUGGCAGCAACCAUAUUGUAUGUGGGACCAAACAUAUCAUAACUGAUAACAACAAUGACGUAUCCGGCAAUGAUAAUAAUGUAUCUGGGAGCUUCCAUACUGUAUCCGGGAGCCACAAUACUGUAUCUGGGAGUAACAACACUGUAUCUGGAAGCAACCAUGUCGUAUCUGGAAGCAACAAAGUCGUGACAGGAGAUGAAUGAUUUGUCAGGGGAUUGCUUCCAUCUUUCCUAAAGGAGCUCUCACCCUAGUCCAAGUUCGGUGCAGCUCACAAUCACUUGGUAGGGACAAUCGAGUUAUGUAACUUCAUGGAUAUAGCAUCAUUCUCCCUGUUUAAAUAUACUUUCCUGAAAAUAUCUUACAUAAAUGCUGAUAUGAAUAUCAAAGGAGGCUUUCAUGCA